AGGGCGAACGGCAAAGGGUGAGGCACACAGAUGGGGCUCAACAGUAGCAAAGGUCUCCAGUGGCAAAGAUGGAAAAACCUGGUGGAGACAGGAGGCAUCAACUACCCAGCAUCACCUGAAGAACUGGAAGGCAAUAUUGUGGGUGAUGGCAUCACUGCUGACACUGGUGGAAGAUGUGUUUUCUGAGGAGGGCAAUAAAGAAGCUCAGUCGGACCUCAAGCGUGUCCUCAGGCAGCCAUCCUGGUUUCCUGCAGAGUAUCUGGAACAGGAAAGCAGCAUCUACAUGCCCUGGCCUGAAGCCUUUGAAGAGUGGUCACUGAUGCAAAAAGAAGAAAUCCAGCAGGGCAGAUGGCGGCGUUCUCCUCAUGACCUAAACUCAGCCAGAAUGUCAAGGAAGAAUCGCAACAAGAUCAAGAGCACUCACGAUUGUCGCUUGGAGAAGAAGGAGAUGCGAGUGCGGGAUCUUGGCCUCGGCUAUGACUCGGACGAGAUAGUCCUCUUUAAGUACUGUGUGGGCACAUGCCACGGCUCCCGCAAGAAUUAUGACCUGGCCCUUAAGGCUCUGAUGGACAACGGGAGCAUCACUGACAAGAAAGUCAGCAGUCACCCCUGCUGUCGGCCUACUCGCUAUGAGACUGUGUCCUUUAUGGAUGCCCAGACUACCUGGCAGACAAUUAGGUGGCUCUCAGCGGCCAACUGCAGCUGUGUGGGCUGAAUGCAAGAGGACUGUCUUUCCACAGUACACAAACACAGAAAAGCUCUUGUGUGAAAGAGCAGAAUGCUGUGAGGCCUGGUGUCUUCAGUGGGUGGCUUAACCCAGAUUCAUGUGGUCUUAGACAUGGGAUAAGAUCCACAGUGUAGUGGCCAGGACCAGUGGCCCUCCCACUGUUGUUAAUGGAGGUUCAGAUACCUUCAGAUAGAGGCUGGUGGCACCAAGAGGCUCUCUGGAUGUUUGUGUCCAGCUGGGAGCAGUGGAAAGCUUUGUAAAUGCCACCAGCAAUAAGCACAGAGGACAAAACCAGUCCACAGUGGAUUAUACUUAGCAUCUUUUAUUCAGCUAACUGAAGAUGUUCAGCUGACACAGCAACCUUCUGGCAGCCAUGUUGGAGAUCUUCAUCUCUUUGGCAACAAAAUCUCUGGGUAGCUUACUACAUUUUUAAGCCUGUGGCUUGUUAUGUAUAUUUGACUGGGAACUGUUGAUUUCACAAGUAAUCAGUUAUUGGUUUCCCUCAAGUACAAGGGGCUAAGUGCACGCAGACAUCUGUGGCUGAAAUAUACUAAUAUACUACUGUGUGUACUGUAGACUCUAGCAGGUAUGAAGGGUAACAUUUGUCUUAAUUUAUGUUCACAAAAGAAAUACACAAAAUAAAUUUGUGCAAACAUAAUUAACAGAAUAGAAAUAUUAAUUAUUCAUUGUUACUGAAUGAACUUUAAGAGAUGUCAAUGAUAAUCCACCAUUAAGGCUAAAAACCAAAUCCAAAGGCAGGCGGCAUAUGCCAAGAUUCGGCAACUUUAUUCUUUACAGUGGACAUGGAGUGCCAAAACACCAUCAGCAUCAGUUUUAGCAACCUUACCAUUCAACGGACCAGAAAAUUAUGUCAGUGAAACAAAUUGCUUUAUGUACAAAUUUAAUUUGAUAGUACAUAUUACUAAUUUGUGCACACAAAAGGUUAAUUCAAACAAAGGGUAUUAAUUACUUUGUGACAAUAGAGAAAUACUUCAAAUCAAGGAAUCUCCACUAUUGAUUUUCAUUUGAACUAAUAACACAUUUGGCCUGUAGGUAAG
This is a messenger RNA of Monopterus albus (swamp eel), 1785 nucleotides long. It is a transcript of the gene artn, whose product is annotated as artemin. NCBI's taxonomy places the organism in Eukaryota, Metazoa, Chordata, Actinopteri, Synbranchiformes, Synbranchidae. Gene Ontology annotation, molecular function: glial cell-derived neurotrophic factor receptor binding; growth factor activity; receptor tyrosine kinase binding. The record is from RefSeq and is a predicted model, not a curated record. Bases 146 to 715 code for a protein of 189 amino acids. The transcript is spliced from 5 exons.